This is a messenger RNA of Castor canadensis (American beaver), 780 nucleotides long. Lineage: Eukaryota; Metazoa; Chordata; Mammalia; Rodentia; Castoridae. The record is from RefSeq and is a predicted model, not a curated record.
AUGUUGUGUAUGUUAUUUAAUGCUGAGACAACCUAUGAGAAGGAGUUUUGGAGCACUUACACAAAAGCGCAGCAAGGAGAGAGUAGCAGAGGAAGUGACUGGUUUCAGUUUUAUCUUACCUUUCCAUUAAUCUUUGGCCUCUUCAUUAUCCUCCUUGUCAUUUUCCUAAUCUGGAGAUGCUUCCUAAGAAACAAAACUCGAAGACAGACAGUGACUGAAGGCCACAUUCCUUUCCCUCAGCACCUUAAUAUUAUCACUCCGCCUCCACCACCAGAUGAAGUAUUUGAUAGCAGUGGAUUGUCUCCAGGCUUUCUGGAAUAUGUAGUUGGGCGCUCAGAUUCUGUCUCCACUCGCCUGUCCAACUGUGAUCCCCCACCGACCUAUGAAGAAGCCACUGGCCAGGUGAACUUACGGAGGAGUGAAACAGAACCUCAUUUAGACCCACCCCCAGAGUAUGAGGACAUUGUCAAUUCUAACUCAGCCAGUGCCAUUGCUAUGGUGCCUGUGGUCACCACCAUCAAAUAAAGCUGCAAACUUCUUUUUACUCUAAUCAUUUUUAAAAUACUAAUGAAAGGACUUUCUAGCACUUUACCACUACAUAAAUGUGCAUUGACUUAUUUUAUUAGAGUCUUAUAGCAUACCACUUCACACUUGCUGGUUUGAUUUUCUUAAUUUUGUUUCCCAUUAUAAAAUCAUUAUCCAAACUCAUUUUUGCUAGAGGAAAUAUGUGCAAAGGGAAAAGCAUACCAGUGGGGGGGUCUCCAUGGUAUGUGGUGAGAU